AUGUCUCUGUGUUCUUCAACCCGUGCGCGCACCUCCGAAAUCGACAACCUACGUACAUUCCUCACCACACUCGUUGUCUUUCACCAUGCUGCGCUUGCAUACGGCGGCACUGGGUCAUUUGGGUAUCGGUCGCCUUAUCAUUCACCAGGGAAGCGAAACAGAUUGACUUUUGUCUUAGAAAAGCUGAAGCGCCUAGGUGUGCCGACGCUGAUAUACAGUCUCUUCGGAAAAGGCAUCAUAAGAGCGAUUGUGGCGUAUCGGGUCAAUGGUACUGGAUGGGAUGGUGUCAAGAAAGAGAUUCUAGCUGGUGUGAAGGGUACAAGAGGAGCAGGAGGGCCGACUUGGUUUACAGCACUACUGCUGGUCUUUGAUGUGCUAUACACGAUUGGCAUGCCGAAGCACUGCGUUUCGGUUCCAGUGAAAGAACAACAACCGCUCAUAGCACGUGCACAGGAUACACAAGCUACCCCAAAACACCAAUAUGGGCCGAUACGAGCUUCCCACGUUUUUCUCGGUCUGAGUCUGGCAGGCAUGUCUUCGUUCCUGGUCAGGCUACGCUACCCAUUUGGCCACAUUUUCGUCCCAUUGAGUUUGAACCUCGGGUAUCUGCCACAAUAUAUUUUGUAUUACUGCACUGGGAUCUACAUUCAGCGGCGCGGCAUACCGCUUAGUAAGCCAGCUAAGUCACGCGCCAUUACUGCUGUAGGAUUCAUUGCGCUCGGUCUGUCCGUCCUCGGCAUCAUCCAAAGCAACGGUCUCAUCAAUCAAGGUGGCAAACUCGCCGAAAUGGUCAAGUUCGCAGGUGGUGGACCCAACAUAUUCGCCUUCCUCUACGCUUUCCAGAAUGAAUACAUUGGCUUCCUGUUCAUUUCGCUGCUGCUUCACAUCUUCCAUCGUUACUCCUUCUUCACGACUCAGUGGACCAUGUUUGGCAUCGACAUUGCGAGCGCUAGCUAUGCGACGUUUCUGGUCCAUAUACCAGUGCUCGUGGAGACAAUGACAGAAUUUGAUGAGGAUGCUUGGAGGGGUUGGAGUCCGGUGGUUAAGGCGGUUGUUGUGAGUGGGGUGGCGGUAGUGAAGAGUUGGCUGCUUGGUUUGGGGAUGAAGUGGGUGCUCGAGAGGGCAGGGUGGAAGGGGUAUUUGUGA
Molecule: messenger RNA, 1146 nt
Organism: Parastagonospora nodorum SN15
Lineage: Eukaryota; Fungi; Ascomycota; Dothideomycetes; Pleosporales; Phaeosphaeriaceae
Exons: 2
Coding region: 1-1146 (381 amino acids)
Molecular function (GO): acyltransferase activity, transferring groups other than amino-acyl groups
Source: RefSeq, a predicted model, not a curated record